CUCACCACCACGACGUCAGAGGACGCGAGGAUGGACGUCUUCCGCGGUCACUGCAGGCGCGCGGACACGAUUGCUUGGUCGUCCUCUUUGUGUGCGGCAUGUUUGCGUAUUGCAGGACUGGCUUUCCCCCCUCUGGAGAAUAUACUAGGGGUCUCUUUGUCUCCCGCGAACGAUCCGUCUGCCCUCCUGCCACCGGUCAUCCUCACGCCCACGCGUCCCACGCUGACCACGACUACACCCAGCAUCCAGAGUAUUCGCGCCCUCCAGUGUCCUCGCAGCAAGAGCAGCGUGUGGUCAAAAGCUUUCGUGGUGCGUCCUUGGAACCUCGACAGGCCGCACGUCGCGCCCGGAACGGCAGUCGCAUCUCUGGUAUAUCUUAUGCGACACGACACCAUCUGUGGGUGAACUGCGAAAGUCCCUGGAUCGAACGAUCAAAGCCGUGCGUUUUCUCCCUUAGUUGGGCGCAGCGCGGGUGUCUCAUGGGGCACCUUCGUGGACCGUGGCUCAUGUCUAACCAUCAAUGCGAACACGUACGGGCGAAGUAUCUCCUCGCUGAACUGUUUGCGACGCUGCAGUCGAAGACCUCCGGCCCUACUCCCUUACGACGCAUAUUUACCGAACUUGUACGCCACCCGCCGAAGGUCUCGCAAGGUUAUAUCCGUCGGGUCUCACCGCGUACGUCACGCCCGGCGAGAGUCUCUUGCGGCUGAGCAGCGGGGGCACCGCGCUCCCUGUUUGUCGGU
Molecule: messenger RNA, 743 nt
Organism: Fomitopsis serialis
Lineage: Eukaryota; Fungi; Basidiomycota; Agaricomycetes; Polyporales; Fomitopsidaceae
Exons: 3
Coding region: 99-710 (203 amino acids)
Source: RefSeq, a predicted model, not a curated record